AUGUAUACCAGAAAAAAUCGACCUGUGUUUUUUCUACAGUUUUUACUGGAAAAAAAAACCUUUUUUGAAAAGUGUUUUAUAAUAAGAAAAAAAAAGGUAGGUUUUGUUCUGCUGCCUUUUUACCGUCAAAAAUGAUGGAGGGUUUUCAAAAAUGUAUAUCAGAAAAAAUCGACCUGUGCUUUUUCUACAGUUUUUACUGGAAAAAAAACAAUUUUUGAAAAGUGCUUUAUCGGAAUAUAA
Blepharisma stoltei is the source of this 240-nucleotide messenger RNA. The record is from the annotation of a GenBank genome assembly. NCBI's taxonomy places the organism in Eukaryota, Ciliophora, Heterotrichea, Heterotrichida, Blepharismidae.